UCGCCAUCUUGCUCAUUGAUACCACUGGCGCUAUCGCGCAAUAUUCGUUUUACCUGAGAACACCCUCUUAAACGCUUCCGAAGCUUCUUUCCACUAUGAAUAGGCCAGGUCCUGGCCAACAGCAGUUGCGGGGGAUGUCAGGCUUCCCCACCCAGCAACAGCCCCAAACACGAACCACAAAUCCGUCAUUAGCUUCUACGCGCCUCCCAAAUGGGACGGGUGCCAACUGGGGAUUCGGGUUGCCAAUGGGGGGUGCACCCGGGUUACAAAGUAGCCAGCAAAGGACUGUGAAUACCAUGAACAGCUUUGCACAAGGCAUAAGUGGAUCUCAACCAGCAACACCAUUAGACCUCUCCGAAUUCCCCUCCCUCUCUAGUGUUCCGCAACAAUCUCAAUCUUCAGCUUCUGGGCAAGCUACUUGGGCCAACGCUAGCCAGCGAGUAAAUCAGCAAAGUGCCAUCCAAAGACAGUCGCAAACACCUACGACCCAGCCGCCAUCUCGAGUUUCGCAAACCCAACCGCAGUCACAAUCACAUGCUUCUCACGAAGACCUUUUUCCCUCCGCAGCACAAUUCGCAGCACAGCUAGAUGACUUCAGGAAUGGAGGCCAAGGCAUAAGUGGUCAGCUUUCAAGCACUCAACCUCAAACAGGAAAUAUUGACGAGUUCCCACCAUUAGGGAGAAAUGCGCCAGCGGACAUUGGCCAGGAAAGACGAGCAAGCCUUCUUCAGUCCGGAGCCUUUGGUAACUACGGAGGCGGGAUGGCCUUUCCUAACCUCAACCAGAGCCAUUCUGGCCAGGCUCGUACCUUACCCGGAAAUAUGGUUAAUGGACAGCAAGAUAGCAGGAUCAUAUCUCCAGGCGCAGGCGGGUCAGGUGUCAUCUCGGCAUCUAGAUCUCCUAUGGGCCAGGUACAGAAUGGCGGACUUUCCCAGGAGAAAGAGGAUCUCGGAUCUUCGUCUACACAGCGAUCUAUUCGGCCAGAGGCAUACUCAGACCAACAAAGCCAAGCGGUCAUACAACCGCCACCCCAAAGUCGUCAACCAAAAUCCAGUAGCUUUGGGGCCGACGGUCAGGAACAAUCACUACAAGGACAAUCCUCUGAGCAAAGCCCACUCAGCCAGAUGCCUGAUCGCGAUAGGUUCGGGCUUCAAGGGCUUCUGACUUUGAUACACAACGAAAAUCCUGACGUUGCUGCUCUAGCUGUCGGACAAGAUUUGAUGACUCUUGGCCUGGAUCUAAAUCAUCCAGAACCGCUUCAUCCAUCUUUUGCUUCUCCGUUUAUUUCGUCAAAUUCAGCGGUGCCACUCCAAGUGGAUUACACCUUACCAGCUUGCUAUAAUGUUGCCAAUGUCCAACCACUGCAAACCCGUAUCCCUAGCUUUAGCGACGAAACGCUUUUCUAUAUAUUCUAUAGCAUGCCCAGGGAUAUCAUGCAGGAGCUUGUUGCAGAAGAACUCAUGGGCCGGAAAUGGAGAUACCACAAAGUGGAGCGCGCAUGGUUGACUAGAGAUGACGCAUACCCAAGUCCUGUUGAGGUUGAGCGAGGGCUCAGUGAGCGUGGCUUCUACCUCUGGUGGGAUCCUUCGUCCUGGAAGAAAGUCAGGCGCGAAUUCAUUCUCCGAUACGCAGAUUUGGACAACCAUCUCGAAAGAAGAGGUUUCGUUCAAGGGGUUACUUUCCCUCAAAAUGUUUGAUGGGCAAGUUCUUCGAAACAUUUCUUAACGAAAUGGGCUUGCACAUGGCAAUAGUUUCAGCGACAUUCGUCCUCAAAUGUCAAGCACAGCUACCAUUGAUUGGCAUGUCACGAUUAUAAGUAGCAUAACAACAAAAUGGGAUAGAUAUAGAAUGAUAGGGAAUCUAUUAUCUAUUUUCAUGACAUCUUGCC
This is a messenger RNA of Histoplasma capsulatum G186AR, 1888 nucleotides long. RefSeq names its product NOT2 family protein. The record is from RefSeq and is a predicted model, not a curated record. The transcript is spliced from 8 exons. Lineage: Eukaryota; Fungi; Ascomycota; Eurotiomycetes; Onygenales; Ajellomycetaceae. Gene Ontology annotation, biological process: regulation of DNA-templated transcription; nuclear-transcribed mRNA poly(A) tail shortening. Gene Ontology annotation, cellular component: CCR4-NOT core complex; P-body. The coding region runs from base 96 to 1697 and encodes 533 amino acids.